AUGAGCUCGCUGGACUUUCAAGAUCGACCAAAUUCUGCAAUAUAUCUUGGGUCACCGUUUACAGCCGCUCAGGACGCUGUUUUAUUUGACAACGACGCCGGGAGCGCACCCACCACGCCGCUCACCGACGCAGCGCACCGUCUGGGGACUUCUGGACCAUCGCAGCUGCCCUCUCCACCGCACACAAUCUCAACGAGCGGGAGUACAGGCGACAAGGACAGCGCCAACGCCGGCAGCAUCAGGAGGAAAGCUGGGGUACCUUUGCUAUCGGUCGUCCAUGACGAGGACGACGGUACACGGUCUCCCAGGAUGCAGAAUUGCCAUGAAAUGCAAUAUGAAGAUGACGAUGACGACCUUACACGACGACUGACGCCUGCAGAAAAGGCGGCACAGGCCAACAGGAUAACGCCAAAGAUUGAGCGAGCUCGCAAGCUGACAGAAAAGAAUACAGAGCUACUUGACAAGCUAAGUCGCAUUAGCAACUUGGGAAGUGGCCUACCGUCCGGAAUAAACAUGUCGCCAACACCUCGAACCGCUUCCCUCGGGCGAACUGCUAGCGCGACAAAUGCCACCUCGUCCAUGCGCCAUGCAAGCCUUGUGCUACCUCGAACGCGCGAUGUCUUUGACCAAGAUGCAGAGCCGGAUCGUUUGAUGAACCGUUCUGUCUCCGGCUCGGUUUCAGAAGACGAUCGUGCCAAAACACCACCCGCCAAAACGCCAGACAAACGCUUUUUGGAAAUUAGUCCCAGACAGAGGCUAGUCUCCGAACCGACGACGCCCAAUCGUUUGAAUUUGCUGCGAAAUACGAUGAAUGCGGCAACUUCCCUACGAAGGGGGACUGGGCUUCGAAGCGAGUACAUACCUGAGGACGAUGAUAAGAAGGGCCCAGUAAAUGGAUCUGCGAAGAAGUCGAGGACGCCAAUACCUUUAGAGUUUAUGGACAACGCCAGGACCGCCACUCCAUCUCAAGUAGAGGACACAGAUGGGACUUUGCUCACGAUUGCACGUCCCACUUCCAGUCGACAGCCAUCGCCGGGUCUUUACACCUCCGAAGGUUCUCCUUCAAUGGGAUCUCUCUCGGCAACGCUAGGAGAGUCAGCUACCGUGUCCAGGCGUCCGAGACCCGCUGGUCUUCGAAACUCGUACGACAGAUGGGGAGAGCCCUAUGAAAACUGGGAGAAAGCGCAAAUGGAGUCACAAAAUCAAGGGGAAAUUAGUCCUGGGACAGAAACAGACGUAUCUCAACAACGACGUCCUGGCAUUCGCAGCGUCGUCAACGAGGGACUCAAAGCUGCCGGUCUCACCCGCGCGUCCACAGCCGUGUCUUCUAUGCGUCGUGCACGAGAAGAAACGGUUACUCGUAGCCGCACCUCCAGUAGCCUAGCGAUCCGCAAUGAAUCACUCGUCACAUCACCGACAAGCCUCGACCCCUCCAGCGCUCUCAGCCGCUUGUCUUCCGAAAGGGAACGUUCUCGAUCCAGAAUAGAUGAGCGAGCUACGACGGAUAUCGACAGUUUGCGAGAGCGUAGUAGUAGCGCGAGGCACACCUUCUUCUCCCCCAACGUCCGCGCCACGAGAACCAUCCACAACGUCCUCAGUAAUAAACCCCCGGAGAGCCCAAAUCAAAGUCCGGAUCAGCUGACGCCAAUGGAUGGACGUGAAACGCCGGCAAACCUUCGACUCUUCAAAUCUAAUUACUCCAGCACGCCAAUGGGCAAGGCCUACACAUCACCCAGCGGUACCCAGAGACAUCUUCCGGCACGAUCCGUUGCGAGCAAUGUAGGACUCGACAGUCCCAGGCAAGCUGGAACGGGCCUCAAUGCCAACAACAUGUCCUCCAAUAGUCUCAAUCCGGACGGAGGACCCGUCCAACUCCUCAAUGAUGCCCUUUACAUGUUCGAAUCCCACGUUCAGCGAUUGCCCCAGUCGUCCUCGACACCCGACACCUACGGCGAGGUGCUCCGCGAUGCAAAGGGCAUUGCUAGUGCUGCUGCUGCACUGAAUGUUGCGCUGCGCAGCGCGGCCGGCGUCUGCGUUGACGAGCAGAUUGAGGCAGAAGUGCAGGCUCAGAGCGAAUCAAACACUGAAAGCCACCUAUCUCGAGCAGAGGUGUGGAAAAAAGUAGCCGCUGAAUUCCGCGAGGAUGUGCGCGUGUCAGACGAGCUUGUUCGCGCUCUGACGAGUUUUAUGAUCGGCACUGGACGGAUGCUUCGAUCGGCCAAUACCACGAAUCACUCUAGGAUGCAAAGCACGGGUGAUGCGUCUAGUGCUGUCGGAAGCGUUUCACGGGCCAGUGGAACUGCGCUAAUUCGGGGCGGGAGCGUUCGUGGCGCCGGAAGCAGUGACGGGCGGAGAAGCGUGGAGGGAUGGACCAGGGGGAUCGGCAUGGCUGGUGGAGAUAGGAGAAGUGUCGAUGGGCGCCCAAGCCAUGAUGGACGGCGAAGUGUUGAUCCUGCUCCGUAUAGUGCUCGACGCUCGGCCGAGGAACACAGAGAAGAUACGAUGAGACGUCUGAAUGCUCGUCAAGCAGCACUCGACCAAUUGGAAGGUGGAAGCACUGGUAGUGGUGGAGGAAGCUCUGGUCCGCGGUUCGGCAGUCAUCGCGUGUCGUACAAUGACUCUCGGUCUCAAACGUCGCUCAGCAUGAUCCGCGAUGUCCCAAGACUGUCCCAAGACGAAUCUCUAUCGUCACCUGGGCCUCGAACGUUUACCUCGCUGUCAUCACGUAGAUCCACCGGAGCACCGACACCCGCAAUGAGCCAGAAGGCUCUUCCCAAGUUGCCUUUGCCACCCGCCGGUGGUGAGCUUAGUUUUCCGCAGACGGAAGAUGGCGGAGACAGGACCCCGAUUGAGUUGCCUAGACCACAUAAUCGACAUUCGACCAUGCCGGCGCUGGCAGUUCCACCACCUCUCCCGACACUUCCUUCCGAGCGGAUCAUUCAGCAAAGCAAGACGCCGUCCAAGCAUGGAGCCUCCAAUUCGGUCACCUCUGCGUCCACAACGUCGACUACGCGGCCAAAGACACUGACUAGAAACACUAUGAUCCUUUCGUCUCCGUCCACAGACCUCAGUACGCCUACACUUUCAUCCACUGGCGAGCGGUCUAGACGCCCGAGCGCAUCCUCUGUCACCAGUCCGUUUUCAAUGGGUCGUACGAGGGGGAGCGCAAUUCUGAAUGGUAUGAACCAGUCUACUGUCAAUGCUCAAAGCCGAAAACGCACCAUUUCCAUCACGGAUGAUGAUGGCUUCCCGGCACCAAAGGAGAAUCAACCCACUUUGACGUCCUCCGCUGAUGUGCUUGGCUCCCACUCGAGAGCAGCUGGAGGAUGGAGCAGUGCGAAUGCUAGCCCGACGAUAGGUGCUCGAGGUGCGAGUGGACGGCCGUUGCUCAAUCGCCGAACGAGCAGUACACUCUCCGGUGCUCCUCCCGUCACUAGCCCUGGCCUUUCCACUGCCCCUUCAGCUGCAAAGCCCCGAGUUGUCUCCCGCAUGUCGAGCACGGGUAAUUUGGAGAAUACGCAGCGGGAAACGAGUCCAAGGCACAAUCUCGUUAGCGCCGAAGCCACUCAGGGAACGGAUAGCGGUCAAGACGACGAACGUCGUCUAAGGCGUUCACGCACUUGCUUGCUGCAAGGAGAGCGGGGACGACUCGACCUCGAGGAGGCACCGGUGAUUAUCGAGAUGACCCAAAUGGGUCGCCUAGUCUUGGUGCAAGAGACAGGCGAGAGAGAAGGCAGGCGGAAGCUCUAUGAGUGCCGACCUGUCACAAUCCAAGACAUUUUGUAG
Serendipita indica DSM 11827 is the source of this 3786-nucleotide messenger RNA. Lineage: Eukaryota; Fungi; Basidiomycota; Agaricomycetes; Sebacinales; Serendipitaceae. The record is from the annotation of a GenBank genome assembly.